AUGAUACUGUCUCCUCGGUACGCUGAGGAGCUGUGCGACCAUCACGACUUGAGUUUCGGGAAAGCUGUUGCCAAGUGUGCAUCCCUUCCUAGUCGCCGAGUCUCUGCGCAUCUGGCCAAAGAUGCUUCGGCCCGUUUCUUUCUGGAUGCCGCCAAGAUGACGCAGCUGAUUCAUGAUUUGUGCGGAAAGGAUGAACCCAUCAAGGCCCUGCAAGACGAGGUCAUUGCCGUAUUGCCUGAAGGGCUUGCAAAGGAAAUCACGUAUCCAUGCGGGGAGUGGCAACCAGCCAUACAUAUCUCUUUGUCCAACGGGACGGACAUCUCCAACAACACCCUUAUUAUGAUUUCGGCACAUAACAUGUGGGACGAGUCUGCGUACCCCAACGCUAACGAGUUCGAUCCGUAUCGCUUCCUACGCACGCGAGAGAAUCCGGAUCAAGAAAAGUUUGCGCAUCUCGUCUGUCCUUUGGGCGAACACGUGGGCUUUGGGUUCGGCAGGCAUGCUUGUCCAGGCCGUUUCUUUGCCGCAAAUGGGCCUAAAAUUGCUAUGUUUCAUAUCCUGCUUGAGUAUGACUUCAAGCUUGUAGAAGAUACGCGACCGGAACUUGAAAGGGUGCGUGUGUCGCCAAGUGCGAGCUAA
Metarhizium acridum CQMa 102 is the source of this 639-nucleotide messenger RNA. NCBI's taxonomy places the organism in Eukaryota, Fungi, Ascomycota, Sordariomycetes, Hypocreales, Clavicipitaceae. The record is from RefSeq and is a predicted model, not a curated record.